Molecule: messenger RNA, 1496 nt
Organism: Melanaphis sacchari
Lineage: Eukaryota; Metazoa; Arthropoda; Insecta; Hemiptera; Aphididae
Product: coiled-coil domain-containing protein 112-like
Exons: 9
Coding region: 160-1296 (378 amino acids)
Source: RefSeq, a predicted model, not a curated record
CGGCUGACGGUCUGUCAAACGAUAAAAUAUGAAAAUAACAUAAUACACUAUAAGAUAUUUUUUUCCUCUAAUUAUGACUUAUUUAUAUUUUAUAUUUAAAUAAUAAUAAUAAUAAUAAUAAAUACGUUAAACGCGGUUCAAGUGGAGUGAAUACUGAGAAUGUCUUGGUCGGACGACCGUGCCGUGGAUACAGCCCAUUGGCAAAUCCUUAAAAACCAUUUGAAACCUAAUGUAUGGCCUACAUCUCGGGAGUUGUUAAAAUACAAGCAAGAACUCGACACUUCUAGACACGCUGAUCUAAAUCAAUUUGCCAGUUCGAUACAAGAAAUGAAAAAAAAACUCUCCUAUUUGAAAAAGACUGCGUUAGACGUAAAUAAAAUCAAAAUAAUAGGAUUUGAACAAUUUCGAAAUGAUAUUAAGACAUUUGAGUCGAAGCUGUCAAAAUUAAAAGAAGGAUGCUCAAAAAAAUUACGAGAGGAGAACCUUAAGCAAUUGGCGCUGUUUGAAGAAAUUGAACGGGUGAAGCAACUAGCACUGCAUGAUGUAGUUUCAAAGCCAAACGUCGAUACUAUUAGUAAAAAAAAGAAACAAACAAAAACCAUCAAAAGAGUUCCGAUUUCAAAAAAUACAUACUCUUCAAAAGAAAUAGCGGAUUUCUAUGAUUUCUGUGAACGUAAUUACGGUCUUACGGGAGGCUGGUCUAGUAAGGAUCACGAAACAUUUUUAAAGAUUCGUUCCAAGCACGCCGAUGCUGUAGAUUUCAUAGAUCAUGUUGUACAAGCAAUGCCACAUAUAACCGAAAAUGCUGCACGUGAACAUGAAAAUUGGUUCUUAAAAUUUGAAGAACUUAAAACUAAACAAAAAGAAGCAAUAACGAAGUGGAAAAAGGAAAAGAAAAAUGUUGUUAUGCCUGACUGCAAUACAAAAACUUGUGACAUAUUAAGAAAAUGUACAGAUAAUGAUCCAGAAAUCACGCAGAACUUUUCAAAUGACAAUUUAGCAAACCAAAAAAAUAUAAAUCACAAUGUUAAUAAAUCUCAAAUUGAAGUAAUUGAAUCGAAAAUACUUGAUAACUGUGGAAAAACGUUGCUUAAACGUUUUAGAGAAAAAGAUAAAAAAUAUGUAGAGUCCAAAAAAACAAAUAAAGCACAACUGGAGUGUCAAAGAAAAUCGGACCAGCUUACCAUAGUUACUUUGCAUGGAAAUUCAGAAAAAUAUGCUGAAAAUGAAUCACUAGAAAAACUUCCAAAUGUACACUUAAGCAUUUAUGGUGCACAUAAUAAAGAUGUAUAUUAAAUUUCACGACGGAAAAGGAGAUUAUCCUUGGGUCAUGUGAGUAAAAUUCCUAGGUGAAUUUAGGAAAACCGAUGGGAGCAAGGCGAGCAAAGGACAGAUCUCUCUAAUAUAUUUAUGAAAAUGUAAUUUAAUGUAUUUAGGCAUUUUAUAAGAAUAUUCUAAUAUGAGUAUAUACUGUGUAGGUACGUUAUAUUAUUAUU